CGGACCAGACGACGCUGUUGUUUAACAAAAUUUGUACAUAUAUGCCAAAUGCAUAGAUCAAAAAUGGGUAGCCGUUCUUUCAUAUAUGAGGGUAUUCUCAUCUGCCUCUGUCUACUUAUGAUGAGCCCUUGUGAAUGUGAAGAGCAAAUCCCAUUGAGGAUUAAGGAUUCUGGGAUUAAACCUUUUGGCAGAGAGGAUACUGGCCUUAUAUUUUAUGUAACAGCUCAGAAUCAGGGAAAGGAACCACUGAAUUUAAAAGCAGCAAUGCACAAAUGUUGCCUUCUAGAAUCACCAGAGGAUUGUGAGUCCAUGCAUCUAAUAGGUGGAAAGAAAGUCAUUUUGUCCCCAUAUGAUUCUUGCAAUAUAACCCUUAUGUUUGUGAACCUGUACUUAAUAGAUCGUAUAGGAUAUUGUCAAGUUGAUGCCAUCUACAACAAAAGUCAAGCAAUAAGGCAUCAGAUUAAUUUUAAUACAACUGCUUCAUAUAACAGUUGGUUUGCAUCAGAUUUACAAGGGUAUCCUGACUGUGGAAGUCCUGAUGAAGAUAGACUGAAUCGUUGUACUCCUGUGGACUGUGUAGUCAAAUACAAUGGCUUUCGAAAUGUCUUCAAUGAUAAAACUAGAAGGUGUGAAGAGGUGCCUCCGUGUAUUUCUGGUGCAGCGGCAGGAAACACACCCACCAAGGUUUAUUUGAAGGAGUUCAAUCAGUGCAGAGAUUUUGACCUAGCUUUGGAAGAAGAAGAUUUGAAUUACAUGGCUGGUAGCAAAGCAUCAUCAGAUCUAGAAAUAUUGGAUGUAAUGCAAAUUAAGCACUAUAAGUGUCACCAUGGCCACCAAAAUGACAAAGGAAAAGGGUGCAUAUGUGACACAGGCUGGUCAAGUGAGGGGAGUGAUGAGAGCCAAUAUGAACCACUCACAGGAACAUAUCAUAUGUGCAACUUGGAAAUAGCAUAUCAUGAACCACCUAAAACCAUUGACAUACAUGUUUUGAUUGUAUCCCUAUAA
This is a messenger RNA of Lingula anatina, 1005 nucleotides long. RefSeq lists its product as uncharacterized. Lineage: Eukaryota; Metazoa; Brachiopoda; Lingulata; Lingulida; Lingulidae. The record is from RefSeq and is a predicted model, not a curated record. Gene Ontology annotation, molecular function: protein binding.